Molecule: messenger RNA, 1442 nt
Organism: Bactrocera tryoni
Lineage: Eukaryota; Metazoa; Arthropoda; Insecta; Diptera; Tephritidae
Exons: 3
Coding region: 96-1289 (397 amino acids)
Biological process (GO): ubiquitin-dependent protein catabolic process
Cellular component (GO): cytosol
Molecular function (GO): polyubiquitin modification-dependent protein binding
Source: RefSeq, a predicted model, not a curated record
AAUUUUGCUAUAGCUGAGGAUUCGCCUAUUAUCAACAAUUAUUAACAGCAUUGCGGAAAACUCCUACCGUUUUUAUAAAUAUUCGAAUAUUUAAAAUGCCUUCACUUUUUGCUGGCAUAUAUUUACAAGAUAAACCAAAUGAAUUUCUACCUUUAGAUGAUAUCGACUUCGAUCGUAAUGUGAAUUAUUUAAAAGAAGAAAUUGCUAAAAAGGUGCAAUGCGAUGCAACAAAUUUGGAGUUAAUAUACAAAGGUUUAGCUUUAAAAGAUGAAAAUAAAUUAUUGGAAAUUAUUUGUCCUAACGGAACGGUGCAUUGUUUCAACAAGACAAAGCAACAUUCGCCGUACGUUCCUCCAGAAGAUGUGUCAACACCUGCGAAUAUCACACGUAUUCACGAGCUUUUUAAUGUAAUUGCACACACUCAAAUAAAUGUUAAUUCACGUGUCAAUAUCCUUCAAAAGGUAUUGGCAAAGUAUCCAGAAUUUCGUCAUAAUUUAGGAGCGCAAGCUCUUAUUAGAGAUUCAGUCCUUUUUAAUACACUUCAUCAUCCAGAAGUAGUUAAAAACAUUUCUGAAACCUACCCGAUUAUUUGUGAAGCAGCUCCAUUUAUGGUAGAUACUAUUAAGAAAGAAUUGGCUCGGAGCUCAUCGACUACACUUUCAGAGCCGGCAACUGAUUCAACCAAUUCAUCUGAGGAAGAAAAUUCAAUGGGUGCCAGCACUAGUAACGACCGACCUACAUCAGGUUCGCAAUCGGAGAAUUCACGAAUACGUAUGAUAAGCCGCCAGCAAUUACAAGCUGCACUUGCCAGAAUCGGCGUCGGUUCGGUAAAUUCAUUGUCCAACAUUGCUCAGAGAAAUAGUGAUAACGUAAAUGUAACACCGGCCACGGGUACAACAUCAGAAGCCGCUGCUGAAACAUCUGCAUCCAUACCCAAUUCAACUAGUGGGGAGCGUAUUUCAUCAACAAUGUUUCGAUCAGAGUUGCAACGAGCUUUACAAUCUUUGGGUCAACGGGUCAGUCAAGUUAGUGGUUCUGGUAGUGGUAAUACUGAUCAAGGCAGGGAUUCACAACGAAUGGACACAACAGAAACAUCUCCUACUGGUCCUAUUACGGGAGACGACAGUGACGAAUUACCGCCCCAGUAUCGCACGCAUCAAUAUGCUAAUGAAUUGCGUACUAUGGUUCAAAUGGGUUUACUCAAUUACGAUGACAAUCUAGUAUAUUUGACUAUAGCAAAUGGUAAUAUUGAUGUUGCUAUUAACCUCCUAAUGGGGGCAAUGAAUUAAUGAUUUAAAAAUAGAUGAGAAUUAAGAUGUUUUUAGUUGCGUAAUAAUUAACACAAAACAACAACAUUCUACUGCGAAAACAAAAGGAAUAUGUCAUCCUAUGUCAAUGAUAUGUAGACUGCAAAAUAAAAUAUUGUAUGUAUAUUCAUGUAU